CCACAAUAAAAGCGCCAUGUUCACUCAGAAGAAGAGAAGGGAUUCCUACACUUGAGCGCUAAGUCACUCAGCACAAGGCAAGUUUCCUCCACAGUCAUCAUGGUCAAGAAAGUGAACACUAAGGAGGAGUUCGACAGCGUCCUAAGGGAAGCUGGAGACAAGGUGGUGGUGGUGGACUUUACAGCUGCAUGGUGUGGCCCCUGUAGAAUGAUAGCCCCAAAGUUUGAGGAAGCGUCAGAAAAAUACACAGAUAUGAUUUUCAUAAAAGUGGAUGUUGAUGAGUGUUCGGAUGUGGCUGCAGAAUGCAAAAUCAGCUGCAUGCCCACAUUCGUGUUCUUCAAGAAUGGCAAAGAGGUCAACAGGUUCUCUGGUGCUGAUGAGGGCAAUCUGUUGAAAGCAAUUGAAAAAAACAGAUAAUGAAAACCAUAAUUUCUCCCUGUAUGUGCUGAAGAAAUUCCGGUUUCCUUUUAUGUACAACAAAAACAAGCCCUCCUUUUCACACCUGAAAACCUUUUUAAUUCAGUUUCAUAUGGGAGAAAGAUCAGCUUUCCUCUUGAUUAACUCCAGAACUUUCUUGUUACAUUGUGUCCAACAAGUUGGAUUUAAUAAAUGAU
Messenger RNA from Cheilinus undulatus (humphead wrasse), 614 nucleotides. Its product is annotated as thioredoxin-like. The record is from RefSeq and is a predicted model, not a curated record. Bases 100 to 417 code for a protein of 105 amino acids. Gene Ontology annotation, molecular function: protein-disulfide reductase activity. The transcript is spliced from 5 exons. NCBI's taxonomy places the organism in Eukaryota, Metazoa, Chordata, Actinopteri, Labriformes, Labridae.